AUGGCUCCAGGAGAAAAGGAAAGGGAGGUAGGGCCGGCCAGGGGUGCCCUCAGGAAGCUACGCAGAGUCACUCUGGUUAUCAGCUUGGCCCGCGGUUGGCAGCAGUGGGCAAAUGAGAACACCACGAGGCAGGCCCAGGAGCCCACAGGCUGGCUACCCGGAGGCACCCAGGACCCACCCCGAACUCCCAAACCGAGUCUGCAGCCCACUCCUCUCCAGAAAGACGGGAGUGCCCUGAAGUCUCCGUCCCCAAACCCAGAGGGACAUGGAGACGGACAAAGCUCAGAGGAAGCCACUGAGGUCUCCCAUAUCAAAAGGAAGGAGGUGACCAAAUCAGUUGUCAGCAAGGCUUAUGAGAGAGGAGGGGACAUGAGCCACCUCAGCCACAAGUACGAGGACGGUGGUGUGCCCGAACCUGGGCAGCCGGAAAAUGAUAUCGACAGAAUUCUCCACAGCCACAGCUCCCCAACGCGGAGGAGGAAGUGUGCCAACCUGGUGUCUGAACUGACCAAAGGCUGGAAAGAGAUGGAGCAGGAGGAGCCCAAGUGGAGGAGCGACAGCCUAGACACGGAGGACAGCGGCUACGGGGGGGAGGCUGAGGAGAGGCCGGAGCAGGAAGGAGAGCAGGUGGCAGCUGCCAGAAUCAAACGGCCCUUGCCCUCCCAGGCAAACAGAUUUACUGAGAAACUCAACUGCAAGGCCCAGCGGAAAUACAGCCAAGUAGGUAACUUGAAAGGGAGAUGGCAACAGUGGGCUGAUGAACACGUACAAUCUCAGAAGCUCAAUCCUUUCAGUGAAGAAUUUGAUUAUCAGCUGGCCAUGUCCACCCGCCUACACAAGGGAGAUGAAGGUUAUGGCCGUCCCAAGGAGGGAAGCAAAACUGCCGAAAGGGCCAAACGUGCUGAGGAGCACAUUUACAGAGAAAUUAUGGACAUGUGCUUCAUUAUCCGUACAAUGGCUCACCACAGACGAGAUGGCAAGAUCCAGGUCACCUUUGGCGAUCUCUUUGACAGAUAUGUUCAGAUUUCAGAUAAAGUAGUGGGCAUUCUCAUGCGGGCCAGGAAACAUGGACUGGUAGACUUUGAAGGAGAAAUGUUAUGGCAAGGCCGAGAUGACCAUGUUGUGAUUACUCUACUGGAGUGA
Choloepus didactylus (southern two-toed sloth) is the source of this 1143-nucleotide messenger RNA. RefSeq names its product actin binding Rho activating protein (gene ABRA). The coding region runs from base 1 to 1143 and encodes 380 amino acids. Gene Ontology annotation, biological process: positive regulation of transcription by RNA polymerase II; positive regulation of Rho protein signal transduction. The transcript has 2 exons. Gene Ontology annotation, molecular function: actin binding. The record is from RefSeq and is a predicted model, not a curated record. Lineage: Eukaryota; Metazoa; Chordata; Mammalia; Pilosa; Megalonychidae. Gene Ontology annotation, cellular component: sarcomere.